AUGACGGAAAAGGUUUUGAAAAUGGGAAGUGACAUUGCAUUUCAUAGCAUGGCAUGCAGAGCUUCACUCGCCGUUGUCCAAAUUGCAGUGGCCGGUGAUGCUGACAUUAACACCGACUUCGUGGUGCCAUCAAAUGUGAGCAAUGUUGAUGGGAACUUCUUCACAUUCACAGGCAUGAGGGUACUUGUUGGGGGAGCCCCACCAACAGCCUUUAAGGUACUGAAAGCAAGCAUGGCCGAGUUCCCGGCUCUGAAUGGGCAGAGUGUUUCUUAUGCUGUCCUUCAGUUCCCAUCCGGCACUGUCAACCCCCCUCACACCCAUCCUCGCUCAGCGGAGCUACUCUUCCUCAUUGAUGGCACGCUGCAAGUGGGCUUUGUAGAUACAACCAACAAGCUCUUCACUCAGACACUCACAACUGGGGACAUGUUUGUGUUCCCCAAGGGACUUGUUCAGUUCCAGUAUAAUCCCGAUGCCCAAAAUGCUGCCUUGGCAAUUUCGGCUUUCGGGAGUUCUAAUGCAGGCACUGCAUCAGUUCCUAACAAUGUGUUCACCACUGACAUUGAUGACACCAUUUUGGCUAAGUCGUUCAAAACUGAUGUUGCCACCAUUCAAAGCAUCAAGGCUGGUCUUGCACCUAAGCAUUGA
Messenger RNA from Cornus florida, 645 nucleotides. RefSeq names its product germin-like protein 9-3. Gene Ontology annotation, cellular component: cell wall. The record is from RefSeq and is a predicted model, not a curated record. Lineage: Eukaryota; Viridiplantae; Streptophyta; Magnoliopsida; Cornales; Cornaceae. Gene Ontology annotation, molecular function: manganese ion binding. Bases 1 to 645 code for a protein of 214 amino acids. The transcript has 3 exons.